CCCCCCCUCCGGCGCCCAGCGUACUAAGGCGCCCGGUCCGCCGCGCUCCGCUCACUGGCCGAGUAUCCCUGCUAACGGAGCGUCCCCCUUGCGCCUCCGGCCAAGGUUCCAACAGACCUCAUCACGAUGCCGUCUCAAAUGGAACACGCUAUGGAAACAAUGAUGUUCACCUUUCACAAAUUUGCUGGGGAUAAAGGCUACUUAACGAAGGAAGACCUGAAAGUACUCAUGGAAAAGGAGUUCCCGGGAUUUUUGGAAAAUCAAAAAGACCCUCUGGCUGUGGACAAAAUAAUGAAGGACCUGGACCAGUGCCGAGAUGGCAGAGUGGGCUUUCAGAGCUUCUUCUCCCUGAUUGCUGGGCUCACCAUCGCCUGCAAUGACUAUUUCGUAGUACACAUGAAGCAGAAGGGAAAGAAGUAGGCAGCCAGGACCGCCUGAGUCCUGAGGCCAUGAGUGUCAUUCCCCGAGGGCCUCUUAACGAGUCUGUCCCACAGCUUCCCCUCAAUAAUGAUUUCAUGAGCAGACCGGGACCCUUAGAAAUGUACACAUCAAAUCCAACCUCCAUUGACUGGAAGAGAAAGAAAAGUUAAUGCAAGCCAGAUAAGCUGUGGGUUUUUUUAUCGCUUGCCUCCUCUUGCCCUCAAUAAAAAAUUCCUUUUUUAGUUUC
Messenger RNA from Condylura cristata (star-nosed mole), 667 nucleotides. It is a transcript of the gene S100A10, whose product is annotated as S100 calcium binding protein A10. The coding region runs from base 127 to 420 and encodes 97 amino acids. Lineage: Eukaryota; Metazoa; Chordata; Mammalia; Eulipotyphla; Talpidae. Gene Ontology annotation, cellular component: cytoplasm. The transcript has 3 exons. The record is from RefSeq and is a predicted model, not a curated record.